UAAAUUUCUGUCCAUCGAGAUUACAUGAAUUUUCUACAUGUAGCUGAGGACUGCGAAGAGUGGAAGCUUGGGUAAUUAAGUGCCUUAAUUAUACGUUUAUUAAAAACUACUUGAAUUUGUUGAUUGUUGAUAUGGAAGCUAGUCUUCUGACAUCACAUGCUUAAAUGGAAAAUUGAUUGUUCUCCAUAUCUGUCAAGAACAUCCAGAGUUUGGACAGGAAAGGGAUAGUUUCAUAGUGGCUGUCUUUGAGCAUGACAGAGAAGGAAGCUACAUGGUCUGAAAAUGGGAAAACCCCUCUUUUUAUUUUCUUCAGGGAUGCAAGAUCAGUUUUCAAGUUAGAUGAGCUGGGUGUUGAAAUAGCAAGGAUUGCAGUCCCGGCAGCACUUGCUUUGACAGCUGAUCCUAUUGCUUCUCUAGUCGACACAGCUUUCAUAGGCCAAUUAGGUUCAGUGGAACUUGCUGCUGUGGGAGUUUCUAUUGCUGUCUUCAACCAAGUCUCUAGGAUCGCAAUCUUCCCCCUUGUCAGUGUCACUACCUCUUUUGUUGCUGAGGAAGAUACUAUUACAAGGGGCAAUUCAGUUCCUCAAGACCCUGAAAGCUUUGACAUUGGUGGAUCAACGCCGGGCUGUGAAUGCAAAAAGUUGAUACCUCAAAAUGAUUCUGAAGAUAGUGGACAAGUAUAUGAACCAAUUGCAAACAGCUUUGAAGUAGAAGCUUCUAAUAAUAGCAUAAAGCGUCACAUCCCAUCAGCCUCAUCAGCUAUGAUCAUUGGUGGCAUCCUUGGCAUCAUCCAAGCUAUACUGCUAAUAGCGGGAGCAAAGCCCGUGUUGAAUUUUAUGGGUAUCAAAUCUGGUUCACUGAUGUUAAAACCUGCACAGCAGUACUUGGCAUUGAGGUCACUUGGAGCGCCAGCAGUUCUCCUCUCUUUAGCCAUGCAGGGGGUUUUCCGAGGAUUUAAGGACACAAAAACUCCACUUUUUGCUACUGUGGUGGGAGAUUUAACAAACAUAAUUUUGGAUCCUAUUUUCAUAUUUGUUCUUGGGCUAGGUGUAAGAGGUGCAGCAAUUUCCCAUGUCAUAUCUCAGUACCUUAUUUCGGUCAUACUUUUUUGGAGAUUAACGGAGAAAGUUGAUUUAAUUCCCCCUAGACUCAAAUACCUGCAAUUUGCCCGAUUUCUUAAAAAUGGUUUUCUGUUAUUGAUGAGGGUGAUAGCUGUUACAUUCUGUGUAACCUUAGCUGCAUCGUUAGCUGCACGAUUGGGACCGACACAAAUGGCUGCAUUCCAGGUGUGCUUGCAGGUUUGGUUGGCAACAUCUCUUCUAGCUGAUGGGUUGGCCGUUGCAGGACAGGCAAUACUAGCAACUGCAUUCGCAAAGAACGAGUUCAGUAAGGCAACUUCUACUGCGUCCCGUGUGCUACAGCUAGGAAUAGCUCUUGGGCUGAUCCUCGCUGUGUUUCUUGGAGUUGGUUUACAUUUCGGAGCGAGGCUGUUUACAAAAGACGCUGAUGUCAUCGCUCUUAUUGGUGUUGCCAUCCCGUUUGUUGCAGCAACUCAACCAAUCAAUGCUUUGGCCUUUGUUUUUGAUGGAGUGAACUUUGGUGCAUCAGACUUUGCAUAUUCUGCCUAUUCCAUGGUUACAGUGGCUAUCAUCAGCAUCAUACUUUUGUUCAUUCUUUCAUCAACAUCUGGGUUUGUUGGAAUAUGGAUUGCCCUUACCAUAUAUAUGAGUCUGAGAGCCAUGGCUGGCUUUUGGAGGAUAGGAACCGGAACAGGUCCAUGGAUGUUUCUAAAGAGCUAAACUCGCAAAUGUUGUUGAAAGAUUCAAACUUUGCCCUGUGUUGUUGCUAAUGUACAGUUUUCGUGUAAACAACAUAUAGAUAGAGACAAAAUUAAUCUCAUGUGUUGACAUGGAAAUACCUUGGCUUUCGUGUACUGGGUG
Messenger RNA from Cuscuta campestris, 1940 nucleotides. Lineage: Eukaryota; Viridiplantae; Streptophyta; Magnoliopsida; Solanales; Convolvulaceae. The record is from the annotation of a GenBank genome assembly.